Messenger RNA from Filobasidium floriforme, 2226 nucleotides. RefSeq lists its product as uncharacterized. The transcript has 5 exons. The coding region runs from base 77 to 2170 and encodes 697 amino acids. Gene Ontology annotation, molecular function: protein-lysine N-methyltransferase activity. NCBI's taxonomy places the organism in Eukaryota, Fungi, Basidiomycota, Tremellomycetes, Filobasidiales, Filobasidiaceae. Gene Ontology annotation, biological process: peptidyl-lysine monomethylation; peptidyl-lysine trimethylation. The record is from RefSeq and is a predicted model, not a curated record.
CUGUACUUUCAUCGGCAUCGUGGUAUAGAGGUUACACAGGAAUCUGCAAGGUACCCCAGGGUAUUUGCCUGCCGCCAUGGCCGAUCUCGAAGAGAGCUGGCGAGCUCUCCUAACGUGGAUGGACGAAAAGCACGGCUGGAACAGCUCGGACCUCAAGGUCGAAUGGAAAGACGUCCCAGGAGCUGGACGAGGAUUGUUUGCGAGCGAGGAUAUCUCGCCUGAAACGACACUCCUGAGGUUACCACCUUCUGCGCUAUUACACCCACGCAACAUCUAUGCUCAACAUCCCAAUGGCCUUCCACAAGGGAUUUUUCCCAAGGACGUCAUCCCUCAAGCACGAUCCAUCCGCCCGGGUAACGGCCGGACAACGUCAGGUCGACUCAUCCAUACGGUCCCGAGGGAAGGAGGAAAGCGUCAAAAAGCAGCAUCAGUCGGUUUGUCCGACAACUCUAGAGGAUCCAGUAUACAAUCCUCCAGCCCGCCUGCAGCUGCGAACGGGUCGGUCUCUGCCCGGACGGAUGCUGGCAGUCUUAACUUGACCACAACCCAAGUGCUGAGUUUAUACCUGGCGCUAUAUCGACCCGUCCCGACAAGACGGACUGCCUCAAACUCGCCCUGGCUACCUUACCUACGCACGCUUCCCGAGAGUUUCCGAGAUUGGCAUCCGCUAACAUGGACAGUCUCUCCAACUGCCGGCCGGAUACCCUUACGUCAAUCCGUGUCUGCUAGCAACGCCGACCCCUCGGGUACGAUGGACUCGCCAGGCACCAGCGAGGAUCUGACAUGGACUACGCUUCGUGAUCUCGCGAGGGAUCAUCUUCCGCCCGUCGUCAAGACCAAGUUGGAAGAUGUCUCGAGGCGAUACGAGAGGGAUAAAGAGAGAGUGGUCCAGGCCAUGCAAGAUCUUGCUCAGAAAGCCGGAGCGGAGCCGGCGCACGAUUGGGUUAGGGCAUGGGAAGAGGUCGUGGAAGAGGACUUUCUCUGGGGAUGGUUGAAUGUGAACACCCGAACUUUCUACCUUCCCCUAAACAUCGCGUCCCAUACAAUAAAACCACAAGCGAAUUACCGGCUCAAGAAGGAGGACCUCGACGCGGAACAACAAAACCAUACCAUGGCACCGGUUUUGGAUUUCGCGAAUCACUGUCAUACAAAUUAUCGUAAAGCGUGUCUCGCUACCAAUAUCGCGCUCGUCCGGACCAUCACUCCUCCCGCUAAAACGAAAACGAAACGACCGAAGGACAAACCGGAAAAGAAGCGUUCGAAGGCGGACGCCAACAUGUCGGAUUCGUCUUCCAGAUACGACAGUUCCGACGCAGGAACGCCUCCGGUCAUUCCCCUCUCCGACCCAUCGGUAAAGGUCAAAGCGGAUGUCAUCUCGGUCGCAGAUGCCCCCUGGUCCGCUCGUUCGCUCCACUUGGUCGCUCCAAAGCCCAAGGGGGACGAGGAAUCUCCCAGUGUAGAGAUCAACAAUGGGGAACGGUGGAUCAAGAAGGACGAAGAGGUCUUCUUUCCCUAUGGAGGGCAUGAUGAUGAGACCCUCUUCACGGAAUACGGCUUUGUACCCUUCUUUCCCGGUGAAUUCGGGGAAUCCGACGAUGAUACCAAAAUGAGCAAGGGGGUCGAGCUCGGAGGGAAUCCGCAUGCGGCCGUGUCGGUUGAUCAGCUGGUUGAUAGAUUAUGGCUCAAGGUCGACCGUGAGGGUCGACGGGCGAAACACGAGUUGCUCGAUAUGCAGGGAUACCUUGGUGAUUAUACGUUGCAUACACAUCCUGCGCCAGCGCAACCUUCACACCGGCUGUUGCCAGCUCUAAGAUUGCUGCAUACGCCCAUCCCGGCCAAGACUGUCGACGCUUACGUCGAACAGCCAUACUUCCCCGCCGCGUCGUACUCGCUGGCAUUGGCGGAAUGGUUGGAUACGCUCUCUGGCGUGAAGGAAGCCAUGUCCGCGGACAUCGAAACGAACGUCAAGAAUUCCCUCAUAGAGCUGUGUGACCUUGUCGAGCAAGACGCAGAAGAAGGACUCUUGAGCCUCGAGACCAAGAGAUCACGCCUCAAGGAGAGCAGCGACGGGUCCAAUGAAGGAAUGGACGCGGUGAAGCGAUUGUGGGAAAGCCAACGGAGAAUAGGGAGACUCGUCACGAGUAGUGUGAUUGCCGGCACCGCCUUCUGAAUUAUAGAUACAGUUCUCCUGGUUGCAAGCAACAGAUUAUACAUGGUCAACCUAGU